Cladocopium goreaui is the source of this 8772-nucleotide messenger RNA. The record is from the annotation of a GenBank genome assembly. NCBI's taxonomy places the organism in Eukaryota, Dinophyceae, Suessiales, Symbiodiniaceae.
AUGCAGCACAAGAUCUACUCGCCGCCUUUCGUGCUCAGUGCAGGAAGGUGUGAUGCCCAGCGCCCUGAGCUGCGCUUGCGACAGUUGCAGGCUGGCCCAGUGGCGCUGCCGCCAGCCACGGCUGAUCCCAUGGCGCCACAAAGCGCCCAGCUGUCGGCCACGCCGCCGCCAGCCACACCGGUGAAAGCCACGGAUCCGGAUGCGGUGCCCCAACCCGGAGCGAUGGGCAGCGAAGAAUGCAAGCGUCAGGAUUUGCGCUUCAACUUCGGGCAGGGUGCAGAAGCACGCUGCGAGGUUCUGAGCAUGGGUGUCCCACAGGCACUGCAGCAGGACAUGCCCAUGUACGACGAGCCGGACUCCGGUGAACCAGUCUUUGCAACUCCCUGGCAAGCGAUGGGGGGCAAUCAGCCAGCCAUGGAGGCGAAGGACUUCCUACCGGACGGCGCCUGCGAAAUGGGUAUGUGCGACACGAUGUUGCCUGGAUGCCGCGAGGCACAGUUCAAGAGUCUGUACUUCCCAAGACUUGUCUUCAACUUCAGCAGGCCUAUGUACUAUGAGAACAACACCAACAACAGCCAGACCACGCAGAUGAUCAAGGAAGCCAUGGCCUGGGCGUUCUCGGCGAUGCCCGAGGCUAUCCAGGUGGCCCUGCAGGAAUUGGAACAGCGGGAGAAGGAAUUGAAACAGCAGACUGCUGUGCCCAACUAUGGCUUUGGCAACUAUGGGCAGCCCAAUCAGCAGAAUCAGUAUGGCUUCAAUGCUGGCCAGCAAAACAACUGGUUCAACCAGCCGCAGGCAAGUGGAUCCACACAGCAGAUGCCUCAAGCUUUCGGUAAAUGGUGGAACACGCAGAGAAGGUUGACUGCCCAGCGGAUGGGUGUGGAUUCUGAGGGACAUUCUGUCGAGAUGCCAUCAAAAUUGAUGUCACAUCAGGCGGAAAUUCGCUUCCAGCAUGGUUUGCCUUACAGAAUUACGCACGACGUUGUGAGGAAGAUGAUCAAGCAAGGUAUGAUCCCCGUGGAUGACGGCAAGAGCAAGGACCUCGGCGAUCUGAACAUCAUAGGGUUCUACCUUGAUGAAGAUCUUGGAGACGACCAGAUCUCCUUCGACUCCUCUCCGCCUGCAGGAUGGGCCGUUGCAGCUCUGGCGGCGAGCGCCGCAGUGGCGGCUCUACUUAGUACUGCGGUCGCGGUGGUCGUGCUGCGCUCCCGAUGGCACACUGCCACUGGCUAUGAGGUGCCGCUGCAAGCAAAGGAACCAGAGCAGUGCGAAGUAGGCCGGCUUCAGUACAGUGCGACGGCCGAUGGUUCGAUAUGUUCAAUCUUCCAUCGAAAACGCAUUGCUUGCCUCAUCAUCCUUGAGGACUCUGGAGCUGACCACAUCGCAGAAGUUGGCGUCCUGUACUCAGUGGCGCUUGCUGUGGCGAAUGGUGCUGCGGCUGAAGGCGGAUGGCGAGAUAAGGAUCCGCCUCCGCAGUUCUCAGGAGAACCUGAGGAUUUCAAGGAGUUUCUCCGGGACUUAGAGAUCUGGAGACAUGAGACAGAGAUUCCAAGCAAGAAGCACGGGGCAAAGCUGAUCCGAAGUUUGCGAGGGCCAGCUAAAGCGGUGUGCAAUGAGAUAGAGAUAGAAGUCCUGCUGUCAGAGGCUGGAUAUGAAGCGGUGAUCAAAAAGCUGAAAGAGUUCUAUCAGCCGCACAUGGAGCAAGCCAUGCCUAGGGCGUUUGAACGAGCCAUCUACGGAGAGCCUAGAAAGGCUAAGGAGGGCUUUGGGGAAUUUGUGGUGAGGCAAGAAGGUCUUUUCAGAGCUCUUGCAGAAGAGGGCAUCAAGUUGGAAGACACUGUCAAGGGAUAUGUGUUAUUCCGUCAGUCCAAUCUUUCUGCUGCUCAGGAGGACCAGAUCACCACGUGGACCCAAGGCACGUAUGGCAGGGCUGAAGUCAUCCGUGCACUUCGAAAGCUAGAAAAAGUCACCAAAGAGAAGUCUGGUAAACACUACAUGACUGAUGAUGUAGAGUACCAGGCGACUGAAGAGCGCGAGGGCACAGAUGAAGAUAGUGAUGGAGAGUACGUGUACAUAGGCGAACAUGAUUUGUCUAGAGUGUAUGAUGAGAAAGAAAUUUCAGAGGCUUUAGCCACCUAUCAGCAAGUUCGUCGGGCCAUCAAAGAUCAGAAGAACAGUAGGGGCUAUUUUCAGCCAAAAGGCGCUGCGUCUGCCAAAGGCGGCGCAGCCGGCUCUGGAAAGGGUUUCAAAGGGUCAGGCAUCAAGACCGGUGCCAAAGGCACACGAGUUCAUGUUGACCUGCUGAAAUUGCGCACUCGUUGCGCCAGAUGCGGACAGGUAGGGCACUGGGCGCGUGAGUGCGCCAAUGAACCUGACGCUCGUGCCAAGGCAAAAGCUGAGUCAUCUAGCUCCAAGACUGGAUUCUUUGAGGUGGGGGAAGUGAGCCCAUCCAGUUCUCAACAUCAAUGUUUUCACGUCACCUUGGGGCAGUUCCUGUCAAAGAAUGAGCAGUUGAUUGACAAUGACAAGGAGAUCUUCACUGGAUUGGCCACUGACCCAACUCUUGGAAUCGUAGACACUGCGGCGCAGGGUGGGUUGAUCGGCAAAGCUGCGUUGGAUAGGUUGCAGAGUCAGUUGAAGCAACAUGGUUUGAGAAUCAAGUGGUCAGACAAGGUAGCGCAGGCAAAAGGAAUAGGAGGUGAAGCUCAAGUUGUUGGAGUUGCAGAGAUUCCAGUUGGAGUAGGAGGCAUCAACGGACUCGUAGAAGUGACAGUGGUUCAGGAGGAUGUCCCUUUUCUGCUUUCAAUCAAGUUUUUGAAGGAAGUGCAAGCGGUGGUAGAUCUUUUUCAGAAUCAGCUUGAGAUGCGUCGCUUCAACAACAAGACUCCUCUUAUUCAUCUUCCUUCAGGGCACGUUGCGGUUGAUGUUAUGCAAUUUUCUGCAGGUGGUUGGAUUGUUCCCACAGAUGCUCCCAUGUCGUCUCAGAAGAACUCAGACUUUCGCUUCAUGACUGCAGCCUCCUUUAGCAACUCAGCCUUCAUGUUGAUCGAUGCUGGCCACGAUAUGGGCCGGCGUGCACAGGGCGGAGGAAGUCGAGACUCCGCUCGAGCAGUCAGCAACUGGAGGAAGGUCAUGGAUCGAGUGGCAGAUCUUAUGGAGGUGGCAAGAGCUCAAGCCAGGGUUUCCAGUUGGCAGUCAAGUGGAUCCGCCUAUGGGUCGCUGUCGCCACCCUCUCACACCAUGUCAGCCCGGUACUUGGCACAUAUGUGGCCAACUCAAGCCAGCCAAGCCCCAUCACCAAUGAAGAAUGUGGAGCAGCAAGUCAAGAGCGAAGCCUAUGGGGAGCUCAUCAAGCUGGGAGUCUUUCUGGGCAUCAGGAAGUGCAAGAACCCGGCCGAAGUGAGCCCAGAGGAUUGUGGGCACCCAGUGAACGAGCUGUGUGGAGCUGGCAAUCAAAGCAUGAGGGAGGUGUGGUGCAAGAGAUGCUAUGCAAGGUGGAUGGUGGAUCCGACGGCAAUGGACAAGAUCUCCAAAAAGGAGCCGCUGAUUGUGAACGGCAAGCAUUUCCAGUUCCAAGCCAAGGUGACCCUCAAAGAGGCCUCGACUCCCAAGAUGAAGAGCCCCCCCAUGCCUCGAGAGGUCAGAAUGCCCUUGGGACCGCGAAGCUCCGAGGAGUCAGUGAGUGCCAUCACGAUCACUUCAUCGAUGAUGGGAAGCCCUCGGAAGGAAGUGAUGUGCAAAUGCGGCCUCAAAGCAACACAACUACAGGUCCGGAAGGAGGGCCCAACCCAAGGACGUCUCUUCUGGAAGUGCACGAAGAGAGUGUGCGACUUCUUCCUAUGGGACCCACAGGAACAGGAAUGGCUGCAGCAGCAGGCACUACAGGAGAAGGAGGAUGCAAUUGCAAAGACAAUGGAAGCCCAGGAGAUGGCGGAGAGGCAGCAACUAGUCCAAGAAGCCAUGGACUUUGCCGAGACUCGGCAUCAUGCUGUAUUGGCGGAGGAGCGACAGCAGUUUGCUCAGCAGUUGGAGUGCAUGAAGAAUCAACUCUGCUGGAUGAGCGCAGUGGCAGGAGAGGAUCGCAUCGGGCAAGUCUUCCAGAGCCCAGAGAUGCAGGAGGAAGCAAUGAGGCAGGAAGGAGCAAAGAAUGAAGGUCUGGUGAGUGGCACAAAGAUGGAAACAUGGCUUCAGGAGAACGCCCCUCGAGCCUGCAUUUUGCAGACAAGCAACGAGUGGGAUUUGUGGGCAAGCAAGCAAUUUGAGGAUUAUGAGAAGCCAGAAUCUCACCAACAAGCCACUCUGAAGGUAUGGUAUGAACAGCCCCAGGGUGGCUGGCAGUUUCACCAUGGCAUUUUGCCCAGUUUUGGGUCCAUUCCAUCCCGCAAGGCCAUUGGCAUCUUUGGAGGUCAACUGGAUUGGAUGGAUGGGCUGUACGGACUCGGCGAGGAGCGAGCCUUGUCCCGAGGAUGCAGGAAGGGUCUGAACAGAAGCAUGGCGACGUUGAAGGUCGCGGAGGUGUACUCACCUCCAAGGGUGUCUCAAGCAGCUGAGGAGUUAGGACAUCAGCCCAGUGGAGCCUUUGAUCUAAACACUGGAUAUGACUUGAGCACUAAGAAAGAUCGAUUGAGAUGCUGGAAGCAACUACGAGAUGAAGAUCCUGACCUGGUGGUUGUAUGUCCACCGUGUGGUCCUUUUUCCAUUCUCCAAGGUCUCAAUCAAAGUCCAGAAGGUCAACGGGUGCUGCAGUUGAAGUUGGCAGAAGGAAGGGAGCACCUCAAGUUUGCGAUGCAGGUGUUUGAGUGGCAAGUCCGCCGCAAGAAGCUAGCACUCUUCGAGCACCCAUCCACAUCGAAGGCAUGGAAAGAAGAAGAAGUAGAAAGAGCUUUAAGUCUGCCUGGUGUGGUGAGGAUUCGGGCAGAUUUGUGUCAGUUUGGCAUGGCAGUGAAGGGCAAGCCGAACAAGAAGCCAACUGACUUCAUGCUCAACGGCAAGGAGAUGGCACGGCGGCUAGAGAGGCGCUGUAAGGGAGAACACGAGCAUCAGCAACUGAUGGGAGGAUUAGCCAAGCUGGCUGAGAAGUACCCACUGAAGCUUUGCCAAGCCAUGAUCAAAGGUGCUGAAGAAGAUCUGGCUGAAGCACUGUGGACAUUUGCCACUCAGACCGAGGAAGAAGAUGAGAGCGCCGACUUGAUGGACGCUUUAGAUGAAGAAGUCGAGAAGAGUGGAAGGCAAGACCCCAGCAGCAUCCAAAUUAGCAAAGCAGCCCUGCGGCCCGAUCAACAUGAUGAGGCAUUAAGAAUGGCCCGAGCAAAGAAUGUGGUGUGGCGCUAUGUGAAAGAAGGGUUUCAGUGCCCAGUGUGCGCCAAGACCCCUAAGCCAAGAAGUGCUCGCCCUGCACAACUGCCAAAGAACUUUGAGCCAUGUAAGACGGUAGGCCUUGACGUGGUCUACUUUCCGGCUUUAGAUGUACGAAGCCAACGUCCAGUCCUCAACAUGGUCGACUGGGGCACUGGCUACCAGAUGCUAGAACCUCUGUACGCCAUGACAGCACAACACAUCUGGGAGAAGUUCUAUGGCACGUGGGUGCGCACUUUUGGCAUCCCUCAAGUGGUGAUAGUAGAUCAGGGCCGAGAAUUCGGCAAGGAGUUUGCAAGCCUUGUGUCGGAUUCAGGAUCACUAUUAAGAGUGAUCGGUGCUAGAGCGCCAUGGCAGCAAGGGAAGACGGAGAGACAUGGCGGUCUCGCCAAAGAAAUCUUUGACAAGGUCAAGGAAGAUGUGGUGCCAGCCUCCGACCUUGAGUGGCGCCAAUGCAUACAUGCAGUCGAAGCAGCCAAGAACAGGCUCUUCAACAGGAGUGGGUUCAGUCCAGCACAACGCCAGUUUGGCUACAACAUGCGACUCCCUGCAAGUCUUGGAUCGGACGAUGAGUUUGAUCCUGCAAUUGUCCUCAACUCAGCCGGCAUGGAAAUGCAGCGAUUGCUGGAAAUCAAGCACAAGGCCAUGGAGGCAUUCAUCAAGCAAACAACCUCACGAGCAGUUGCCAAGGCACAACUGGCCAAGCACCGAGUUCCACAAGAAUUUGCUGCAGGCGAUGUGGUGUACGUAUAUCGUGUCCCACUUCAGCGAAAGAGAGCCAAGAGCGAUGUCAACUUUGAGGACAGAGAGGGACGAAAAGCCACCUGGGUGGGUCCCGGAGUUGUAGUGAUGCUGGAAGGUGCCAAUGCCUGGUUGUCAAUUCGAGGCGAGCUCUGGAAAUGUGCCAGGGAGCAGUUGCGUAAGGCAACUCCGGAGGAAGAAGAGGCCAAGUGGAUGCUCGAUGAGGAGUUCGAAGACCUGAAGAUCGAACUCUCUCGGAAGGCCAGCAAACGAGGGUUCAGAGACAUCACGGAGUGGGAGAGACCACCUCCGAUGAUGGAGCAUGAAGAAAGUGAGGAGCCCCCCCGGCAAAGACCCCGAAUUGAGGAGCCCCAACCCCCAGAAGCCAUCGAGAGCGAUGGCUACACACCAACGUCUGCAGCAGCAGACCACAGGAGGAAUGAACAGCUGGAUGGCACUCCACUGGCACGGCAGCCAGAUCGUCUAUAUGCCCCCAACCGUGAACUCAUGAAUCGAGUUCGACAAGGGAGAUGGAACCCCUACCAAGGAGGAGCGGCUCCAAAUAGGGAGGAGACCGAGGAGCAAGCCUCGGAUGAUGAAGAAAAAGGGGACAACGAUCUAUGGCUGUAUGAUGAAAAGAGAGGCACAAUAGUGAGGAUGCACAACAUUGAGCGUGCUGUGAAGUUCACUCCCAGUGCGGCAAGAGGAUGCCCUAUCCCAGUCAGAUUUCUGGGAUCAACACGCAGAACAAUUAAGCAGCAUGCAGACGGCAGAAUCACAGAAGCAAAGGAAAACUGGAGAAGUGCCAUGGGCAAGAAAGCAAGUGAAGAAGGACCCUCCACCUGGUGGGUGGGUUACACAGAGUUCAAGUUGAGAAAAGUUCCCACUGAAGUAAGUCUCAUGGUGAAGAGAGGAUCCGAUGAAGUGCUGGAGAAAGACAUUCCAGCAGAGGAGUGGGAGGCCUGGCGAGUCUCCGAUGCAGCUGAGUGGAGCAAAGUAGAGGCCACAGGGGCCGUGAAGGUGUUGACUCCCGCAGAAUCAAAAGAUGUGGAGGAGCAGCUGAGAGAUGCCGGUCUGACAGACCGAAUUCUUCCUUCAAGAGUGGUAAGAAGGUGGAAGCCGUCAGAGCAGCCAGGCAUUCCACCGACUCGCAAGUCACGGUGGUGUGUCAGGGGUGACAAGGAUCCUGAUCUGUUGGAGCUCUCCAGACAUGCUCCAACAGUUACCACCUCCACACUCUCAGUGGUCCUUCAGAUCGGCGCAAGCAAAAGAUGGAAGAGCGCUGUGGGAGAUCUACGCAACGCUUUCAUGCAGUCAGACGCCUUGAGGAGGGCAGCUGGACGGCUGUUCUGCCGGCAGCCUACUGGAGGUCUUCCAACCCUCCAACCAGAUCAGCUUAUAGAGAUCCUAGCUAGUGCUUACGGAUUGGGAGAUGCCCCAGCCCAUUGGCGGAGAAGUCUCAAGAAAGUUCUUUUUGAGCUGGGAUUCCAACAGUCAAGCAUGGAUCCAUGCGUGUACAAGUGGUUUCUAGGAGGAGAGCUGGCUGGUUUGUUGGUAGUCGAGGUGGAUGAUUUAUUUGCAGUAGGAAACACUGAGUUCUUCAAGGGUCUAGAAGAGUUGCGCAAGCGUUUUCAGUUUGGGAAGUUUGCUUUUCUUCAAGAGCAGAUUGAAGGAUCAUCCUUCAAUGGAAGAAGAAUUCGACAGAAAUCAGAUUUUGGUUUUCAGAUUGACAUGGAGAAGUUUGUGACCGAAAGGUUGGAGACAGUAAAGCUGGAGAGAGGGAGGCUGUCAAACCCAGAGGUUGAAGCGACUGAGGAAGAAAAGAAUCUAGUCAGGGCGGCAGUGGGUAGCUUGACAUGGGCUGCCAAAGAGGGACGUCCUGACGCGGCAGCCACCGCCAGUCUCACAGCGUCCAAUUUGAAUCAACUGAGGAUCAAAGACAUCAUCGAGCUCAACAAAGGCAUUCAGGCAGUGAAGGAAAGACCAGGGUUGACUUUACAAAUCCAAGGGAUCCCAUUUGAGAAGCUUUGUUGGGGAGUUGUGACUGAUGCGAGCUAUGCUAACGCUCCAAAGGGCAAGUCACAAGGUGCCUUCGCAGUCAUUGCAUAUGAAGAAUCCAUGACUAGCACUGGAGAAGGAAAGUGUCACAUUUUGCACUGGAGGAGUGGAAAGAUCCACAGGGUGGUGAAUUCCACUCUCGCUGCUGAGACUCAGUCACUAUCUAGAGGAUUAGCUGAACUGACUUGGACAGUGACGGUGUUUAACGAAUUUGUGACCUAUAACUUCAACAUGAAAGAGUGGGAGAAGGCACUGAACGAACGACGUCUGAGCGCGCUAGUGAGCGAGGAUAGCCAAGAGGAGCUAAAGCGUAGUGUUUGCAUAGUAGAUGCCAAGUCGUUGUAUGAUCAUCUUUCAAAAGAAACAGUAGGCACGACCUCCGACAAAAGAACUGCAUUGGAAAUGCAGGUGAUUCGGCAGGUACUCAGUGAAACUCACGCCAACAUCAAGUGGGUUCCACACCCUAGAAUGAUCGUAGAUGGCUUGACCAAACGUGGUGGAAAUCUGAAUCCGUUAUAUGAUCUUAUUGACACUGGAAGAUAUCGGCUGUUUGAAGGCAAGAAGAAAGUUUUGGGAGCUGUGAGUUGUCAGCAUCUUGCCUUCAACCAUGUGCUCUAA